AUGACAUACCAGUACCCCUCCCUCACCAGCGAGCAGAAAAGGGACCUGCAGGACAUCACCCGCCGCAUUGUGGCCCCGGGGAAAGGCAUCCUGGCUGCAGACGAGUCUGUGGGCAGCAUGGCGAAGCGCCUGUCCCAGAUCGGCGUGGAGAACUCGGAGGAGAACCGGCGCCAGUACCGGCAGCUGCUGCUGAGCGCGGACGAGCGCAUCGACAGCUGCAUCGGGGGCGUCAUCUUCUUCCACGAGACGCUGUACCAGAAGUCAGACGACGGCACCCCCUUCGUUAAUCUGAUUAAAGACAGGGGCAUCCUUGUUGGGAUCAAGGUGGACAAAGGUCUUGUGCCACUGCUAGGAACUAAUGGGGAAACAACCACGCAGGGACUGGACGGGCUGUCGGAGCGCUGUGCCCAGUACAAGAAGGACGGCGCGGACUUCGCCAAGUGGCGCUGCGUGCUGAAGAUCAGCGACACCACACCCUCUCAGCUGUCCAUCACCGAGAAUGCUAACGGGCUAGCUCGCUAUGCCAGCGUGUGCCAGCAGCAUGGAAUAGUCCCUAUUGUGGAGCCAGAGAUCCUACCUGAUGGAGACCAUGAUCUGAAGCGAUGCCAGUUUGUCACAGAGAAGGUUCUGAACGCCUUGUACAAGGCAAUGUCUGACCACCAUGUGUACCUGGAGGGCAGUCUGCUCAAGCCCAACAUGGUGACCCCUGGCCAUAGCUGCCCCACCAAGUACAGCCCCGAGGAGAUCGCCAUGGCAACAGUCACUGCCCUGCGCCGCACUGUGCCACCUGCGGUCGGAGGAGUGACCUUCCUGUCUGGUGGUCAAAGUGAAGAGGAGGCUUCUGUCAACCUGAACGCCAUCAACAACUGCCACCUGAGCAAGCCCUGGGCCCUGACCUUUUCCUUUGGCCGGGCCCUGCAGGCCUCUGCCCUUAACGCCUGGCGUGGCCUGAAGGAGAACUCCGAAAGUGCAACCGAGGAGUUCAUCAAGAGAGCCAAGGUGAACAGCUUGGCAUCACAGGGGAAGUACUUUGGCAUUGGAUCUGCUGGCCACUCCCUCUAUGCUGUCAAUUAUGCUUACUGAGCACUCUGUGAUGCUGACAUCAUAGCUUCUGCUGACCAAUAGGAUCCUCCACUGCAGCUUCUGCCUAAAUAACAACCAGGCCUAUGCUGUCUUUAGUGUGUACAUGUGUCUUAACAUAACCUUACAUUUAGAUGGGUAUAAAUAUAUAAUAUGAUAAAUAAAAAAACACUGGUAGUGUUGUUGGUAAAAAAAAAAGGGUAGAAAUUUCGGCAUUAUAAAUGUUUUUGAAUUGAAUUCACCCUUAUCACCAUUUAAAGUCAAGAAUUGUUCUUGGACUAAUAAGUCCUAAUUUUGUCUUGUAUACUUUUAUUGAAAAACACAGACGAUUGCAGGAUAUCCUAUGAAUCACCAACAUCUAAGAAGUAUACCAGAUGUACACUGCUUAGAGAUUUAGUAUAUAUUUAAAGCUAUUACAAUAUACUAUCUGUUUAUUUCAUGUGAGGAAACUUGUAUGUAUAAAAUAUGACGGGGAUAUCCAGUACUGUUAAUUGGGCUCUAAUGACUAUGCUUUGUGAUUUUCUCACUUAUCCAAAGACUGUGGUGAUCCCAUAAUAUUUUGAGAAAGUGUCUAAAUUACUCCAUUAAAAAAGAAAAUGUGUGUGCACCACUGAGUGAAUGUGCAUUUGUAUGCUUGCUUGAAACGUCCUGCUAGUCAGUGGCAACAGUGGUAUAGAACUCUUCCCU
Molecule: messenger RNA, 1767 nt
Organism: Conger conger (European conger)
Lineage: Eukaryota; Metazoa; Chordata; Actinopteri; Anguilliformes; Congridae
Gene: aldoca
Product: aldolase C, fructose-bisphosphate, a
Exons: 8
Coding region: 1-1083 (360 amino acids)
Biological process (GO): fructose 1,6-bisphosphate metabolic process; glycolytic process
Cellular component (GO): cytosol
Molecular function (GO): fructose-bisphosphate aldolase activity
Source: RefSeq, a predicted model, not a curated record